UGUGUGAGUCAGUGCUGUGGAGAGCAAAGCAGCUACAGAGACAGCAGCAGCAGCGUGAGGCACGUUUUCUCACAAGCAUCAACAGCACAGAGGAGUGGGAUGACAGCGCUCAGUCGCUAAGCAGGAGGAGGAAGUGAGCACGCCAUAUACAAAAAGAGCGGGGACGAAGUGGACGCCAGUAGACGGAGCCAGGAAGGCAAAUCACAGCUUCUUUUUAAGGGCCUCUUUUACCCUGCUAAGCAAACUGAUCGAGAACUGUGAUUAUUUUAACUACACAAGAGGAAGAGGAAGUUUACGGAUAGAUCUCGGAGACUCAGCGUAGUACAGGGAUGUCCUGGUUGUCUCCAGUCCAGUGGGCCAAAUGGACAUGGUCUGCAGUGACUGGGAGUGGAGGAGAGGACGGGCAGCCAGGAUCUAAGGAAGAUGGAGAGGACAAUUCGGACUCCGAGGGCACCUUUGAGACCCCAGAGGCAGAGUCUCCAGGUGUUGUGAAGCUUCUGACACAACUGGACAACUCCAACCAAUCAGUUCUUCCCAAUGUCACAAACCACUUCCUGGACAAGAACUCCAAUCAGAAUUUGUGCACUGUUUCAUCUCAAGAAGUUGAUUCCCUGAACAACCUCACUGGCUCCUCACAAAACGGCAGUAACUUUGGUUUGGACCAGAACCUCAACCUGACCCUCAGCAGCAAAUCCAGUCCUGGUGAGGGUCUCUCCCCAUCCAGCCCUCUCCCUCAGCUUCAAGUCCAGCGGCCCCCGACGCUGUCCGUUCUCUCCUCACUGAAUAAACCAGAUCCUUCAGAGGUGGACGAUGAGGCUCCGCUGACAUCUGACUCCAGCCCAGACUCCAACUUGAUCUCCAAUCAUGGAAUCUGCGUGGAUCCUGAUUUACUUAACGGCAACAUGAACUCGAACUCGAAACACAGCCCAAUUAUUACGAACUCUUGUAAAGUGCAGCAGAGCCAGCCCAUUCAAAAGGAUCUCAGCACACAGGAUGAACAUCACAGAGACCUCGCCACAGAUGAAGAGAAGUUGGCAAGCAGCGUCGGUGUCAAACCAGACAAGGACGAAAGCAGUCGUGACUGCCAUGUGUCAUCAAAACCUGAGGACUCUGACUGCUGCUCUGUGUUUGAGGACUCAUGCAAGCUAAAGAACAAGUCUGGGGGAAGUGGCAUGCAGAAAACAGGAAGUCAGGUCCUGGAUUCAAUCUGCAUCAGUGAGGCUGAAAAAGAGGCUGUUCUCACCCUCAUCAGAGAGGAGAUCAUCACUAAGGAGGUGGAGGCCAGCGACUGGAAGAAAAAAUAUGAGAGCAGCAAACAAGAAGUAGCUGAAAUGAGAAAAAUUGUUGCAGAAUAUGAGAAGACAAUCGCUCAAAUGAUCGAGGACGAGCAGCGCAGCAGCCUGAGUUCCCAGAAGGCUUUGCAAGCUGUAACAGCGGAGAAGGACGCAGCUCUGGGAGACCUGAACUCGGUGGAGCGCUCUCUCUCUGACUUGUUCCGGCGCUACGAAAAUAUGAAGAGCACCCUGGAGGGCUUUAAGAAAAAUGAGGAGGUGCUGAAGAAGUGUGCUCAGGAGUAUCUGGCCAGAGUCAAACAGGAAGAGCAAAGAUACCAAACUCUAAAACUGCAUGCUGAAGAGAAACUGGACAAGGCCAAUGAGGAGAUCGCUCAGGUGCGUGCAAAAGCGAGCUCAGAGAACACGGCACUCACCGCCAGCCUGAGGAAGGAACAGAUGAAGAAUGAGUCUUUGGAGCAAAGUCUGCUGCAGAAGAAUCAAGAGAUUGAGGAGCUUACAAAGAUUUGUGAUGAGCUGAUUGCCAAAAUGGGAAAAAUAGACUGAGAGACACAUUCUGUGAAUCUGCAUCCUCUGUCCCUUCUGUUCUGGGCUGCCCUGUGCAUGUCCCCUUGCAUCAGAGACUGCUCUGUACAGAUGUCAAAUAUUACUUCAUAUCUACUAAACUUGCACUACUUGUGACCAGAAUCAAAGAGAUUCUGUACAUUUGAACUGUCAUUUGAGUUGAGAGCAUACUAAAUGUCUAAAAUCAUGCUGUUUUGUCUGCAUUUCUGCCCACAAUCAGGCCAUCUGAACCUCUACCGUCCAUCAUGCCAGCAAACAACAACCUGCUUGUGAUUGAAAUUCCCAGCAGCUUAACAGCUAAAUUCCCAGCAGCCUCUUGCACAGGAUGACAUCAUGCAGGGGUGGGGGUGGGGGUGGCGUUGCUACAGUGAGGCAUAGAGUAUAUAAUGAAGGGCCUUUACAAGGAUUGUUCUCCAUUAAAGAAACAACCCAUGAAAUGCAUAUUUUUAUGAAGUAAACAAGAAGAGCUCAGGGGCAUUGUGUAGAGCAGGAUGAGGAUAAUCAGCUGUCAAAUAUCUGAAGGAAAGGAUUUGGAAUUGUUUAAGGAAACAGUCAUCCAUGGAGGCCUUAGAUGGUUCAGCAGUGACACUGAAACCAGAAUGAGUCAGGACCACGUUAUCAGUGAAACUACAGCUGCAAAUUCCCAGCAAUAGCUUUACCCGCUCGACAGUUUGCACAGAGAAUCAUUCACUGCUGGGUAUAACAACCUGACAGUCAUAGACUCAGCUGUGGCUGUGUCUGCUUUGUAUCACUGUGUUGCUUGAUCUUCAAAAUCAGCAAAGAGACAAUGUUUAAGUGAAAAGUUUGCGAAAAAUCAAACUAAAUGGUAACUUUACUGUGUUAACAAAACCAACUGGAACAAGUUUAGACAAAGAAACUGUAGAUUUGGAAAAGAUAUAUAAACUGUUUUAAGUUUUAAAGUACUGCAAUAUAUCAAAUCUAACUUUGUUUUAUUAUUACUUUGUCACAUAUUGAGAGUUCACUAAAGAAUAAUAUUGGCAGACAUUUUUUUCUUUUGCUUAUAUGUGGACCAUGAGUGUUUACAGCACAGCUAGAGCUAUUGCUCAGAAAAAAAAAACUGUUUUUGCAUGUUUAAUUUCAUAGCUUCUCUCAGAUAGCAGAUGCACUAAACUGUGUUGCUUUAGUAUUGAUUUAGGAGGCUUUGGCUUGGGACUAGGUAUCAAUGAGUAUGUUUCAGAACUGGUGCCAGUAUAAUACUGAAGUUAUGUCUGAUGGAAAAAGAAAGCUUCUUCAUUCCUUUCUACUAUACAGUUUGACUAAACAGAUAUAUCUCCAUCACUUUGAUUUUUAAACUGGAUAUUUGUGGUCAAAUCAACUGAAAUAAUCUGGCUGAGAAUUUAGCUGUAAUUUUUGGUACUUGUCAGUUCUAUCAAGUCAGUGACUACUGAAAGAAGUUUUAAUGUUUGAUACCCAGCCUCUUUAUCACUUGUACAUCCUCUUAACUCAUACCCACAGCCGUGUCACACGUUCUACCUGUGCCAUUCUAAUCUCAUGUCAUGUAUUGUUACUUAGCUGCUUUUCUUUGUUUUAUGAAAUAUUGUUUUGCCACUUUAACCUUUUCUUUUGUUCAUGUUUUGUACUGAAUAUUUAAAUUAGAAGUUACGAUAUCUCACACGUGUCAAUACAUUGAGAAACACAGCGAGUGUGUGUGUACAUUUGACUGGUUAUGAAUAAAUGUAAUUUCCUAA
Molecule: messenger RNA, 3565 nt
Organism: Cheilinus undulatus (humphead wrasse)
Lineage: Eukaryota; Metazoa; Chordata; Actinopteri; Labriformes; Labridae
Product: transforming acidic coiled-coil-containing protein 1-like
Exons: 13
Coding region: 330-1838 (502 amino acids)
Biological process (GO): mitotic spindle organization; cerebral cortex development; cell population proliferation
Cellular component (GO): cytoplasm
Source: RefSeq, a predicted model, not a curated record